AUAACAAGACGACUCUGGAUUUCUUUCAUCAUCGUCGUUCGUGACAUCAUCUUCCCGUCAUUCGAUGCGAUCGAGAAAUUGUCUCGCAAGGAAACGAACGGGGCACAGAGAGAAAAAGGCGAAGCUUUGGAUCGGAGACAACGAUCAAUAUUUUGACCCAAGAAAAUUGCGGGCGGAGCGAAGAUGGUUGCCAUACUAACACGGGGUGCUUUUCUGAAAGCGGCGGCACUAGCGUCAUCGCUCACAAUCUCCCCAUCGUCCCCGGCAGUCGAUUUUGAUUUGGCCAGCGGCACCCAAACCGGAGGUGUCGUAGGAACCGCACAGCCCGGACCGUUUCCAUCGGUGUCUUCCACCGUGGUUGGAACAAUUCCAUCGCCGCUCGAAGACCGCCAAUACGCCGCGGCUGCUGCCUUUGUGCGACGGGAAAUCACUCGCAUCGUUAGGGAGGAGAACCCCUCCAUGGCGGGGUCCAUCCUCAGGCUUUCGUUUCACGACGCGACGGUGCGGAGUGUCGCCAGCGAUCCGAGCAUUGGCGGGGCGGAUGGUUCCAUUCGCUACGAGCUCGAGUGGCCCGAAAACCGGGGCCUAGCGAAGCCCCUGGCAGUGGUGACAAGCGUCUACGAAGAGCAGCUGGUUCGAUUCUCGGUACCGGGAAGUUCUCCAAUAGAAGAAGAGAACGCACCACUUCCCUCGUGUCCCCUGUCCUUUGCCGACACGCUCGCCCUAUCGGGUGCCGCUGCGGUGGAGGCCGCGGAGGGCCCACAGAUCCCGGUCCGGCUGGGCCGGAGGGACAAGGAAGUUGCGGACAAUCGGUUCCUGGAUCGGCCGAUCCCCGGAUUUACAACUAUGGAUCAAGGCCCCGGCGAUCGGGCCUCGAUCACCUCGAGCCUUCCCUCGGCCGGCCUGGACUCGCUCGGUCUCCGAAACUACUUUCGGAGGCUCGGGCUGACGGAGAGCGAGCUGGUGGCCCUGAGCGGGGCCCACGACCUGGGCCGCCACGUAACGCUAUUGGGAAUGCGCAAGGACUGCCUCCGGGACCUUACCCGCGCCUGUCUGGAAGAUGCUCCCGUGCUGUGGCCGUUUGUCACGAAGGAUCCCGACACCCUCUCGAAUCGUUACUUUGCGACUCUCCUCCGCUGGAACAAGCGGGAGAUCGAGAGAGGGGAGGCCUCGUUUAUUCCCACAGAUGUCGCCCUGGUGGUCGACGACGGAUUGAAGAGGCACGUUGUGGCUUUUGCCAAAGACGAGAAGCUGUUCUUUCGGCGUUUCCGGACCGCCUACCAAAAGUUGGUCGAUUCCACGGCGAGCUCGCAGUCGAGGUUUUGAGUUUACUCAUGCUCGUGUUGUUGUCGGUGCCUGGUCGAAAGAUUGAUUAGUUGUUCACGCAAACAUCGUUCCCUGCAUUCUGCGUACUAGGCCAGAGCCACAAUCACCGGAACACAAACUUUUGAUGCUCUUGCAUGUAGUGUCGACCGACGAUGUGUAGACACCAAGGUUCCUUCGGGGUACGAAAAAUACCUAUUCGAUUCGAAGGGUAUUGUCGGCCAUGCCCUUCGCAUAGACCUGGACGAGUGAGCUCGAACCCACUAGUCGGUUUGGUUUGAAGUGCUUCAGUUUCGGUUGAAUCAUGGUACAUCCUCUGGGUCGAAUAUUUUUGAACGAUGCUACAGGGAGGGAGAGAAAGGGAAAUUCCGUUAGCGGAUGAAAAACUACUAUUGUUACCUCCUCUUCCCGAAAUAUAGGCGUUGGAACUUGCAAGGGAAAGUAGUAGGGAAGAAUUAAAAAUUGCCGGUGCUGUCUUCAAAUCGGAAGCGACUACAACAAGCAGUAUUGAAUGCCAAAGCAACGACUGCACUACUACUGCUGUUGAUAGUGGUACUGAGGUGAACAUCAUAAUAGUACUCGUACUAGUACUACUACUAGUAUGGAAAAUAUGUUCAUUCUCUAAUGAUAAAAUAGUACCACAAAUAUCAAUUUAAUAUCCAAGAAAAUGGUACCUCCAGAAUCAGCAUAAAAAACUGGACUAGAC
This is a messenger RNA of Pseudo-nitzschia multistriata, 2029 nucleotides long. The record is from the annotation of a GenBank genome assembly. Lineage: Eukaryota; Bacillariophyta; Bacillariophyceae; Bacillariales; Bacillariaceae.